AUUUAUUCGAAAAUGUCAAGCUCAGCUUUGAAGAGAAUUAACAAGGAGCUUAUGGACCUUGGAAGGGAUCCACCCUCAGGCUGCUCAGCUGGACCAGUCAGUGAUGAUGAUAUGUUUACGUGGCAAGCAUGUAUUGUAGGGCCAGAUGACAGUCCUUACCAGAAUGGGGUAUUCUUCCUCCACAUCACAUUUCCUGAGAAGUAUCCCUUCCAUGCUCCGAAGGUGAACUUUACAACAAAAAUUUAUCAUCCGAAUAUCGAUGCUCAAGGAAGUAUUUGCUUAGAUAUUUUAAAGGAUCAGUGGAGUCCUGCAUUGACUAUCAUAAAAUGUUUAUUGUCGAUCAGCUCUUUGAUGACGGACCCUAAUCCAGAUGAUCCCUUAGUUAACGACAUUGCCAAUGUGUACAAGGAUGAGCCUGGCAAGUUCAAUGAGACUGCCAAGAAGUGGACCAGACUAUACGCAUUUGGGACAGAGUAAGAAUUCUUGCUUGGUGAGGUAGCAACUAAUGACUAAAAUUUCAA
Messenger RNA from Moneuplotes crassus, 521 nucleotides. Lineage: Eukaryota; Ciliophora; Spirotrichea; Euplotida; Euplotidae. The record is from the annotation of a GenBank genome assembly.